This is a messenger RNA of Aspergillus mulundensis, 1728 nucleotides long. RefSeq names its product Elongator subunit ELP3. Gene Ontology annotation, molecular function: iron-sulfur cluster binding; acyltransferase activity, transferring groups other than amino-acyl groups. The transcript is spliced from 2 exons. Bases 1 to 1728 code for a protein of 575 amino acids. NCBI's taxonomy places the organism in Eukaryota, Fungi, Ascomycota, Eurotiomycetes, Eurotiales, Aspergillaceae. Gene Ontology annotation, cellular component: cytoplasm; nucleus; elongator holoenzyme complex. The record is from RefSeq and is a predicted model, not a curated record. Gene Ontology annotation, biological process: tRNA wobble base 5-methoxycarbonylmethyl-2-thiouridinylation.
AUGGCUACUAUGACAAUGACCGCCCCGCCGCCACCCAAAUCUAAGAAGAAUUCUAAGCUGCCACCGGAAAAUGAACGGUAUAUGAGGGCAUGCUCUGAUAUAGCGAACGCUCUGAUCCAGGAGUAUGAAUCGCAAAAGGACCCGACGCAGCCCAAGAGGGACAUCAACCUCAACAAGUUACGGGGUCAAAUGGCAAAAAAGCAUAGCUUGGCCAGCCAGCCGCCUCUGACGGCCAUCAUCUCCGCCGUCCCUGAGCACUAUAAGAAAUACAUUCUGCCAAAGUUGAUUGCGAAGCCGAUCAGAACGUCAUCUGGUAUCGCCGUUGUUGCUGUGAUGAGCAAACCCCACCGUUGCCCUCAUAUCGCCUACACCGGAAAUAUUUGUGUCUACUGCCCCGGCGGUCCCGAUUCCGACUUCGAAUAUUCGACGCAAUCCUAUACCGGUUAUGAGCCUACAUCAAUGCGAGCAAUCCGCGCGCGAUACGAUCCGUUCGAGCAGGCGAGAGGAAGAGUGGAUCAGAUCAAGUCUCUUGGCCACAGUGUCGACAAGGUCGAAUACAUUAUCAUGGGAGGGACGUUCAUGUCUUUACCCGCAGAAUAUCGAGAUACCUUUGUCGCUCAACUUCACAAUGCGCUCAGUGGUUAUCAGACGGACAAUGUUGACGAGGCAGUCCAGGCGGGAGAAAUGAGUAACAUAAAGUGCGUUGGAAUCACCAUUGAAACUCGUCCGGACUAUUGCCUGGACACGCAUUUGAGUAGCAUGCUUCGCUACGGAUGCACGAGACUCGAGAUUGGAGUUCAAAGUCUGUACGAGGACGUUGCGAGAGAUACGAACCGCGGCCACACGGUCGCAGCAGUUGCGGAAACUUUCAAGCUUGCGAAAGAUGCCGGAUUUAAGGUGGUCAGUCAUAUGAUGCCUGAUUUGCCUAAUGUCGGCAUGGAGCGCGAUCUUUUCCAGUUUGAAGAAUAUUUCGAGAACCCGGCUUUCCGGACUGAUGGCUUGAAGAUUUACCCCACACUUGUCAUCCGCGGUACCGGUUUGUACGAGCUCUGGAGAACAGGUCGUUACAAGAACUAUACCCCUAAUGCGCUAGUCGACCUUGUUGCCCGUAUCCUUGCACUCGUCCCACCUUGGACCCGUAUCUACCGCGUUCAGCGAGAUAUCCCCAUGCCGCUGGUUACGUCGGGUGUCGAGAAUGGAAAUUUGCGGGAGCUGGCUCUAGCGCGCAUGAAAGAUUUCGGCACAACAUGUCGAGACGUUCGUACUCGUGAGGUCGGUAUCAAUGAGGUCAAGAACAAGAUUCGCCCGUCUCAAAUUGAGCUUAUUCGUCGUGACUAUACGGCCAACGGGGGCUGGGAGACGUUCCUCGCCUACGAAGAUCCGAAGCAGGACAUCCUGAUUGGUCUUUUGCGUCUGCGCAAAUGCAGUCCUACGCACACAUUCCGUCCCGAAUUUACGGGGCAGCAAACCAGUAUCAUCCGUGAACUUCACGUGUACGGCUCUGCAGUUCCGCUCCAUGGACGUGACCCGCGCAAAUUUCAACAUCGGGGUUUCGGAACCUUGUUGAUGGAGGAGGCCGAGCGAAUCGCCCGAGAGGAGCACGGCAGUACAAAGAUCAGCGUUAUUUCGGGCGUUGGAGUUCGCAGUUACUACGCUCGUCUUGGAUAUACAUUGGAUGGUCCCUACAUGUCUAAAAUGUUGGAGCCGUUUGAAGGGGAGGAACUCUGA